This is a messenger RNA of Olea europaea var. sylvestris, 2637 nucleotides long. RefSeq names its product putative late blight resistance protein homolog R1B-16. NCBI's taxonomy places the organism in Eukaryota, Viridiplantae, Streptophyta, Magnoliopsida, Lamiales, Oleaceae. The record is from RefSeq and is a predicted model, not a curated record. Bases 147 to 2279 code for a protein of 710 amino acids. Gene Ontology annotation, molecular function: ADP binding. The transcript has 3 exons. Gene Ontology annotation, biological process: defense response to other organism.
AAUUAUUUAAAAUUCAUCAUCCUCCAUUUUGGGAAUACAUUCACUAUCAUCAAUUUUUCUCUUUCUGUUUUUCCUCAACCACAAUACCGUGAACACAAAACUUGAGUUCGUUCUUUUUCACCACAGAACUUGUUAAAGCGACCGAAAUGGAUUUGACACUUACUGAUCUGGUAGAAAGGACUGAGCAAUUGAAGAUCAAAGAUCCUUUUAUUGCAGUCCCAAAGCAGCCGGAUUGUGGUAUUGGAAGCCUGCAAGUAGCAAAAAGUCCAUGUGAAGUAUCAUCCCACGAGAAAAGAGAUCCCGUGACACAAAUUAAAAUCCAUCUUCUUGGAGAACCAAAGAAUCGCCAAAUUAUUUCCAUCGUUGGGACGCCUGGACUUGGAAAGACAACAUUAGCAAAAAAAUUAUACGAUAAUUCGGAAGUUCGCUCCCAUUUUGAUGUACUUUCCUGGUGUGUUGUUUCUCAAACUUAUAAAAAGAGAAAGCUGUUGAUUGGCAUUUUGGGAUCUGCAGGAGUCCUUAAUGGAGACGCAAGUUCAGAAAUGGAAGACGAAGAGUUGAAAGAUCGUCUUUACAAAAAUUUGAAAGGUAGAAGAUACCUAGUUGUUAUGGACGAUCUAUGGGAUGAAGAAGCAUGGGAUGAUUUGAAAAUGUUAUUUCCAGAUGACAGAAAUGGAAGCAGAGUAUUAUUCACCAGUCGGCUGAAAAAUAUGUUAAGCGAAACUCGGCCUGUUAUCAUUGAACCUCCUCGACUGUCAUCAACUGAAAGUUGGAAUUUAUUAGAGCAGAAUGUGUUCAAGAAAGAACGAUGCCCUGAAGAACUGCAAGAUAUUGGAGAGCAAAUUGCUGCAAAUUGUGGUGGGCUCCCGCUUUCGAUAGUCAUGAUAGCUGGAGUUCUUUCAAAUAUGGAGAAGAAAAAAAGCGUAUGGCAACAAGUUGCAAAAUGUUUAGUUUCUUACAUUUCUCAAAAAGCAGAUGACUACAUUCCCUCAUUAAGUUUUAGUUACAUGCACUUACCAAAUUACUUGAAGCCAUGUUUCCUCUAUCUUAGUGCAUUCGAGGAAGACGCGGAAAUUCCAAUUCGUAAGCUAUUUUCACUAUGGAUAGUCGAAGGAUUCAUAGAGAAAAAAGAGGACAAGACCUUAGAAGAUGUAGCAGAGGAAUACCUAACGGAACUUGUUAACAGGAGCUUGCUGCAAGUUUCCAAAAGAAGAUCCAACAAUAGAGUAAAAACAUGUACUAUUCACGAUCUGGUACUUGAUAUGUGCACCAAAAUAGCCGCAGAAGAUGAAAAAUUUCUGUUUCAACAUCAAUUCAUGAUAUUUAAGCAUCGCAAUCGAUUGCGUUUGUUUCCAUCUCAUCAUUUCUCCGAGGCUUUAUCCAUUCUUUACAAUUCGGAAAAAGUUAGGAUCUUGGAUUCAUCAUACGGUGGACUUGUUCGAUUGGCAAUUAAAGUUAUGCCUGACUUGAGGUACUUGGAAAUUCAAUCAUUAGAAUCAUCAAUAGGUGAACUCAGGAAUCUAGAAUAUCUUCGUAUAGAAAAGGGAUGUACCAUACCAGCAUACCUUCUCAAUAUGCCUAAGUUGAGACAUGUGCGGGUCGGAAGUUUAUACGACCCUGCAAGUUUCAGAGAGAAAUGUGAUAGCUCCCAAAUAAAUAGCCUACAAACCCUUAAUUGCAUUAUUAUUAAUGAUUCAAAAGACGAAAAAACCUUGAGAUGUUCACCAAAUCUUCGUAGGCUUAAAUGUCGAUCUCUAAACAAAUUUUUUCCUGAUCUCAACUUUCUUUCUCAACUUGAAUCACUAACAAUGAUGUGUGGAAGUAGAUUUGUAUGUGAUAGCUCAAAGGUUCACUUCCCCAAGAGUAUCAAAAAGCUCUCUCUUUCUAAAAUCGGUUUACCAUGGGAAAAGAUGUCAUUAAUUGGGACAUUGGACAACCUGGAGAUUCUGAAAUUAAAAUAUAAUGCCUUUAAGGGAAAAGUUUGGAUCACAAAUAAUGAUGAGUUCCAGAAACUCAAAUUACUAAAAUUAAUUUUGUUAAAUCUUGAAGAAUGGUAUUCCUCAGACGAUCAUUUCCCUCUGCUUGAACGAUUGGUGUUGGGAUCUUGCGAUAAUUUGAAGAUGAUUCCUUCGGAAUUUGGCAAAAUUUCAACAUUACAGAAGAUUGAAGUAUAUCAUUGUCAUAAAAAGAUCGCAAGUUCAGUUCAGGAAAUUCAAGAUGAACAACGGGACACUGGUAACGACGAGUUUGAGGCGACCAUCUUUGGUGUUUGGGAUUGAAGAGAGCUUCCGUUCUACUGGCAUACACAAUGAGAUUUAUCAAUAUUUCACCCCCACAUGGUAGGAAACGAUAUUAUUUCCAGCUCCAUAUCAAUUGCUAGUAGUUGUUCUUAUUCAGUCGUUUCUUUGAGGUGAACAUGAAGUUACAGAUUCUUUAUUGCAAAUAAAAUUAAAUAAUGCCCAAUUGCAAAUUGUACUAUAUUAUGACUAACAUGACUUGUGGUCUGAUCUAGAUCUCAAUCUCAAAUCUUUUGCCUUAUAAUUUUCUUUUACUUUCUUUCAAUGUAUUUCUCUACUACUGUAUUUUUUGACAUCAGCCAUUGUGAGUAUUCAUAGUUCGAAAUGAAAUUCACUUGCU